GGGAAAAUGAAUGAUUUUCCCAUGAGAAUUAUGGUAAUAUGGACAUGGUGGUUUGUGCAUCAUAGACAGUUUUCCAAGGAUAUGAAAAGUCAACAUGCAACUCUUCCUCCAACUUAGCUGUCAUAUCCCCUUGCAGAGACCGGCGUAAGACUCAUGAAUCCAAGAUAACGGAAUAGGUAGGCCCUGCAGCUUAUUCCUAAGGUAUCGUCAGAUGCAUAUAUGCCAUGAGAUGAACCAUUAUAUGAAUGAACAACAAUCAGCUUGACAUCCAAUUAAUUCCAAGAAACGCCAUACUAAAGCUUGCCACAACGGAUAGCCUCGAUUUUCACAACACGGGCUUUCGACAAUGGACCCUGAGAAUGACCCCGAGAAAGCUUCCGAGAAGACUUCCACACCUAUUACCACGACUUACGCUGAGGCGGAAGCUGAAUAUCUCGUAGCGUUCACCAUCCCUCAAGAUCCUACCAACCCAAAAUGCUGGCCGACCUACCAGAAAUGGUGCACUACGCUCGUCCUCUCAUCCACCGGCUUCAACCGAAUUGCUGUAUCCACGAUUAUGGCACCUGCACUUCCCAUGGUCGCAUCUGAGCUCCAUAUGACUUCCCUUGAGUCUGUUAUGGCCAUGUCCGUUUACCUACUUGCAACAGCCUUUGGUCCCUUACUUAUUGGUCCGCUAUCCGAAUUAUAUGGGCGACGCGUUGUGUUACAUACUACUAGUGUAUGGUUUCUGAUUUGGAAUAUUGUAUGUGGAUUUGCACACACAAAGGGAUUAUUGAUUGCUGCAAGAUUGAUGGCUGGUCUUGGUGCUAGUGCCAUUUAUGCGUUAGGAAGUGGAGUUCUAGGGGAUGUUUGGAGAUCCGAUGAGAGAGGAAGAUCGCUAGGGAUAUAUUCUUUACUACCACUGUUUGGUGCGGCUGCUGGUCCUAUUAUCGGAGGUUAUAUCACGGAAUAUACAACCUGGAGAUGGAUGUUUUGGUCAACAUCAAUUUUCCAGGCUAUAAUGAUCGUGAUAUCGAUCCCUUUGUUUAGAGAAACACAUGGUCCGACAAUUCUUCGGCAUAAAGCUAAAGAACUCAGACGUAGUACCGGGAAUUCGCGUUAUUACACCGAGGACGAGGCACUUGGAAAAGGAAGAUCAAUUUCUUGGGUAUUGAUGAGAAGUUUCUCUAGACCCAUUCGAUUACUCCUAUUCCAUCCGAUUAUUCAGGUCCAGGCUUGUCUUUCGGCUUUCGAUUAUGGCAUCACCUAUAUUACUCUUUCCACCUACUCUGAUAUCUGGACUUUAGAAUAUCACGAGUCUAUCUCCAAAAGCGGUCUUCACUAUCUUGCCAUGUGCCUCGGUGAAAUAGUUGGAGCGCAAAUUGGAGGGCCAUUAUUAGAUCUCGUCUUCCGCAGAAUGAAACAACGCGCAAAUGGUGUUGAGAUGCCGGAAUUUCGGGUCCCGAUCAUGAUACCAUCAUUCGUCCUCAUACCACUUGGACUUUUAGUUUAUGGGUGGGCAGCUCAAAAGCAUGCACCUUGGAUCGUUGUCGACCUUGGAGCUUUUGUGUUAUGUUUUGGUAUGCAAAUUGGCGGACAAGCAUUGCAAGCAUACGUUAUCGAUUCGUAUCCAGAUCAUACGGGUUCAGCAUCUGCUGCGUCACAAUUUCUGCGCAGCUUAACUGCUUUUGGGUUUCCUUUGUUUGCGCCGAAGAUGUAUCAAGUGUUGGGGCAUGGGUGGGGAAAUAGCACAUUAGCGUUUGUUGCUAUUGCCAUUGGUAUACCAGCGCCGUUGGGUAUAUGGUGGUACGGCCCAAGAUUAAGAGCGAAGGGUUUGUCGAGCUAUUAAGAAGUGAAUGAAGAAUGAUUACGACGCUUUAUGGAAAUGGAGAUAUGUGGGAAAUAACAAGACCA
This is a messenger RNA of Botrytis cinerea B05.10, 1893 nucleotides long. RefSeq lists its product as hypothetical. Gene Ontology annotation, cellular component: membrane. Gene Ontology annotation, biological process: transmembrane transport. NCBI's taxonomy places the organism in Eukaryota, Fungi, Ascomycota, Leotiomycetes, Helotiales, Sclerotiniaceae. Gene Ontology annotation, molecular function: transmembrane transporter activity. The record is from RefSeq and is a predicted model, not a curated record. Bases 347 to 1828 code for a protein of 493 amino acids. The transcript has a single exon.